UGUCGCCAACUAGAGGCAAUUCAACAAAAUAAAACUGGUCGAUUUUUCAGAGUACGUCAACAGUGUUUGGCAUAAAAAAAAAUCGAGUAUUAUUUUUCCAAUUAAAAAUUUAAUUUUGACAGCUGAAUAAUCAUCCAGUCAACGUCAAAACAAUAAUUAAAAAUGUCAUUCAGUGAAAAAAUAGCUUCCAUAAUGGAGCGACCUGGACAAGAUCCACAAUCCCAAGAUGAUGUACCCUGGUGGAUGAAAUACGGUGCACGAGCAAUGGGAACCGUUGGUGGUUUUUUUGGAAUACUUUUUGGUGCUUUUAGUUGUCUGACAAUUAUUGUUGCAUCAAUUCCAGGAUUCUUAAGUGGUGUAACAUUAAUUAUUGCUGGUCUUGUUGUGCUAACAGGAGAAGCUCCUUGUUGUUGUAUAUUUCUUGAUUUUGUUCAAACAUUAAGUAACAUCAUUGAAAAACGACCUUACUGGAAUCGAGCUGUUCUCUAUUGUGGAUUAGCAGUAUUACCAUUAUUCUUGGAUUUUUCAUUUGGCAAAUUUCUUGCAAGUGGUUUGAUAUUUGGAACUGGUGUUUUAUACGGAAUGAUGUCCAUUGGAAAAAAAGCAUCGAUAGAUGAAAUGAGAUCAGCAGCAGUUGAUUCAACAAUACCAACGUCAAGUAUGAAAGGAAAUUUAGUGGAAAAUGCUCAACCAAUGAGUUUCAGUAACAAACCAGACAGCAACGUUUGACAAGUAACACAAAAUAUUGAUAAAAAAUUAAUUUAAACAAGUUAUUUCUUGAUAAAUAAUAUUGAAUAUUUUUAUAUUUUUUAACAAGAAAUUACUUUUGAUCAAGUUUCUUCGAGGCAGCUCAAUAAUAGUUAUGUAAUUUUAGUUUUUUAUAAUAUCAAAUUGAGCUCCAGUCAUUUGGAGCAUUAGCCAAAUGAAAAAAAAAAAAACCAGCAAUAAUUAAAAAUGGACAUUUGAUUAUUUAUAAAAUUUAGGAAAAUAUUAUUCUUCCUAUUUUUCAUAUCGUGGAUAUUUAAUUUAAAUAAAAAAAAAAAAGAAUCAAACAACUGCCUCGGAGAAAGUAACUAGUCUUCAAGAUUGAUAAUUUUGAUCAAAAAUAAAACUGCUGUUUGUUGUUGUUUCUUCAAUUUGAUAUUUUACAUAUUACGUUUUUUUAAUUUUUAAUAAAAAUUAUAAUCGUAGCUCUGGUGAUUUUGUAAGAAUGCGAAUGAAUGUGCCAAAAAUAUUAUGAGAUUUUUAAAUGGCAAAUUAUAAAAAAAAAAAAAAACAUUCACAUCUUCCUUCGCAUUCCUUUUAUGUUUAUAUUUAUUUAAGAGUUACAAGACUACAAAACGAUGUUAAAAAUUAUCAUUUUUUUUCAUUUUUUAUUUGUUUUAAGUCUAGCCAUUAUUUGUUGACUAAAAAUUUCAAUUUUAUUGAAAUAAAAAUCAGUGUAAUCGUACUAAAC
Aphidius gifuensis is the source of this 1456-nucleotide messenger RNA. It is a transcript of the gene fwe, whose product is annotated as calcium channel flower. Bases 163 to 729 code for a protein of 188 amino acids. The transcript is spliced from 5 exons. The record is from RefSeq and is a predicted model, not a curated record. Lineage: Eukaryota; Metazoa; Arthropoda; Insecta; Hymenoptera; Braconidae. Gene Ontology annotation, biological process: vesicle-mediated transport. Gene Ontology annotation, cellular component: membrane.